GCCUUCGCCGCGACAGCUCGACCGACACCAAUCGACAGGUUCAGUGAGCUGUGCUAGUGACGAACUGACUGAACUGACUGACGAUGGAUAGCUCCUCUGAUGCUCAUGGGCGUCACAGGUGCGCGGCGUGCUUCCGGCAGUUCAACAAGAUGGAGCACCUGGUGGAGCACAUGCGGGCGGCGCGGCACUCGGCGCACGAGCCCCGCUGCGGCCUCUGCGGCAAGCACUGCCGCUCCUUCGAGGCGCUCCGCGAUCACCUCGGCGUCGGCGGCUCCACGCUGCCCAAGGCCACCGCCUGCGCCGACGCCUUCGCCGCGCGCGGCUGCGCCAUCUGCCUCCGCGUCACGCCCCACCACCGCGCCUCCUGCACGCUCGCGCGCACCCCCAGGACGCCGCAGGCGGCGGCGCCGCCCCAGGGAGGAGGAAGUGGGCGGGCGCUGGCGCUGGGCUGCAAGAUGGUCGGUGCCGGCAGCGACGGCUCCCUGGACGUGGUGGCGCGGGUGUGCGUCGUCGACGAGCAGGAGAACAUCGUGUACGAGGCCUUCGUGAAGCCGCUCAUCCCGGUGACGCACUACCGGUACGAGACGACGGGGAUCCGGCCGGAGAACCUCCGCGACGGCGGCGGCGCCGUGACGGUGAAGGCCGCGCAGCGGCGGGUGCAGGACCUGCUGCUCGCCGGCGAGCAGCCGUGGAAGGUGCGCACCAGCCGGGGCCGGGCCAGGCUGCUGGUGGGCCAUGGCCUGGACCACGACCUCGACGCGCUGGGGAUGGACUACCCGGCCUACCUCAAGCGCGACACGGCCGCGUACCCGCCGCUGAUGAAGACGAGCAAGCUCAGCAACUCGCUCAGGUUCCUCACGCGCACCUACCUCGGGUACGAGAUCCAGACGGGGCACCAGCACCCCUACGAGGACUGCGUCGCCGCCAUGCGCCUCUACCGCAGGAUGAAGGAGCAGGGCCACACCAGGCGUGGCGGCGACGCCGACGAGCCGGCGGCCAGCGCGGACCAGGCGUUCCCGGCGUGGAGGCAGCGGGAGCUGGAGCGCAUGACGCCCGAGGAACUGCUCCGGCUCUCCACGCCGGACUACCGCUGCUGGUGCCUCGAUGACUAGCCAGCCAUGGCUAACUCCGGCGGUGCCAGAUCGAUCGAGCGCGUCAUCGUCAUCACGUCCCAUUACGAUGACGUGGAUAUGAUUCGAUCUGCACCGAUCAGCCAUGCGUCAGCUUCCGGCUCAAAAUAUUAUUCUAUCCAGUAUACUACUUACUCCAUCCCAAAUUGUAGAUCGUUUUGGUUUUUUAUAGGUGCAUAACACCUAGAUACAGUAGAUGUCUAGAUACGUAAUAAAAUCUAUGAAUCUCAAAAAAUCAAAAUGACGUAUAAUUUGGAAUGGAGGAAGACGUAGCUAUUAAAAAAAAUGUGUCCCCCAUCCGAUUCGUAUGAUCAGGGAGAUGGAUCGAGCGGGUGAGGGACUGGAUUUGGAUCCAUUCCUAUAUAAGCGUGCGUAUGGUCGAGUAGUAUGAUCUGUGAUGCAUUCUUCAUCUAGCCAAGAGUGUCAUCAGUACGACUGUCACUACUGUCUCGGACAAAAUCAGUAUGGAAAAUUCUCAUAUCAGAGCCUGUUUGGCUCCCACG
Setaria italica (foxtail millet) is the source of this 1633-nucleotide messenger RNA. Its product is annotated as RNA exonuclease 4. Lineage: Eukaryota; Viridiplantae; Streptophyta; Magnoliopsida; Poales; Poaceae. The record is from RefSeq and is a predicted model, not a curated record. The coding region runs from base 84 to 1112 and encodes 342 amino acids. Gene Ontology annotation, cellular component: nucleus. Gene Ontology annotation, biological process: rRNA processing. The transcript has 2 exons. Gene Ontology annotation, molecular function: 3'-5' exonuclease activity; nucleic acid binding.